Messenger RNA from Hermetia illucens (black soldier fly), 1553 nucleotides. RefSeq lists its product as uncharacterized. Lineage: Eukaryota; Metazoa; Arthropoda; Insecta; Diptera; Stratiomyidae. The transcript has 4 exons. The record is from RefSeq and is a predicted model, not a curated record. Bases 87 to 1520 code for a protein of 477 amino acids.
GUAGCAACUUUCUUUGUCAUUGCGCGGUUCUACUUGCGAAUUUCAGUUUUAUUGCGGUUGCACAACCUGAAGUGUAAUAGUGGAAAAUGUUACAACCAGUGACUGUUGGGAUUAUGUUAGUAAUAUGUAUCAACUUUAUCAGUGCUGACGAUGCUUCCAGUUCUUAUGCUAAGGUUGUUACGCUAGGAUCGAAUGGUGAUAAAGAAUCUUGGCAGGGCGACUCAGGACCCAAACUCUUCAAGGCUCUACACACGGAUCUAAAUAUCCCAGUUUCAACAACAAAAACUAUAGAAACGACUGCUUCUGGUCAGGAUAAGGAUUCAUCAUUAGGACGGGCGUAUACGUAUAUAAAUCCUUACCGAAUUUAUCCCCGUAGACAAUAUUCAGUGAAUAAAAACCGAUCGCCUUCGGUGAUAUACCCACGAUACGGCUCGUCAUAUAAACGAAUAGACCAGGCGAUGGAUCGAUAUACACCAGGCGAGGCCGUUGCAACUGCUCAAUUUAAAAAGAACAAGGAUGGAUACAAUUAUAAUCCACCAAAAAUGAAACCCACGAGACCAUCCGCGAUUAGCUAUACUCCACCCAAAGAUUUAUAUGCAUUUCCUCCAAAUCUGGAUUCUAACUAUUUACCACCAACGCAACCACCCCCGAGUAAACCCAGGAAGCCGAUUACUAGUUAUAUACCCCCACCAGCUGGAGCGCCUAGUGGUUUUGUGGGACCAGUAAAUCCUGAGUAUCUACCUCCGUUUAUGAAGGAAUCCAAAAGCGAAGACAAGGGAAAACCGGCUGAUUCUGAUACAACAGAAAUGCCAGCCUCGAACCCAAGUGAUGAUAUGCUACCUCCGCUCACAGAUAGCGAAAAUCCACCGUCCAGUGAAACAGAAAUGUCUGCCGAGAAAGAUAUGCCACCCAACGAGAGUAGUGAUGAAAUGGGUAAGCCAGAUAUGGAAGAUGAUAUGCUUUCCCACAUAGAAUCUCCGGAUAUGCCGGAUAUGCCGGUGAUGGAUGAAAAACCCUCCAGUAUGGACGAUCAUCCAGACUCCGACUUUGUACCUCCCGGUGAUCAUGAUCAUUUCCAUCUACAUGGUGGUCAUUCAUUUUACGGAAGUCAUGGAGUCGAUGCGUUUCCAGAAAUAAUAUAUGACGACCAUGACCAUCACCAUUUCCACCAUGAUCAUCCUCCACCAAUAGUGGUGACGACCACUACAGCGAAACCUGAACCACCACCUGAACCUCGAGUGAAAAAGUACAGCUACUUUUAUCUUGGCCGAAAACUUUGGUAUAUUCCACUCUACUUCACCGUGUGGUUCAGUUUCUACAUUUUUUGGUUGAUUGUCAAGUCCAUUGCAAGGCACAAGGUCAAUCUUCCAAAUCAUUAUACAGGUAGGAUGAUGAAACGGGAUCUUACGGAGUAUUUUACACAUCGGGAAACAAUGGAAAACAUCAACGAUCUAACAGUACGUGUUAUCGAAUACAUUGAGGAUUUUGGGAAAAAGUACCCCAAUUCUGCUACUUCCUAAUCAUGUGCAGUAUAGCUGCAUCUAUAUAUAUCU